Molecule: messenger RNA, 1120 nt
Organism: Antrostomus carolinensis (chuck-will's-widow)
Lineage: Eukaryota; Metazoa; Chordata; Aves; Caprimulgiformes; Caprimulgidae
Product: vacuolar protein sorting-associated protein 13B-like
Exons: 5
Coding region: 74-1042 (322 amino acids)
Source: RefSeq, a predicted model, not a curated record
CAUAAGCUCAGUAUUUCAGUGAGGCAUAGAAUGUCUCCAUGUUUUAAAUUAAAGCAUUUUGAUCCAGACCCAAAUGUAUAUCUCCAUGUAUUUAGGUACACUGACGUCAAUUACCAAUCUGGCAACAAGUCUUGCUCGGAAUAUGGAUAGGCUGUCAUUGGAUGAGGAGCAUUACAACAGACAAGAAGAAUGGAGAAGGCAGCUUCCAGAGAGCCUGGGAGAAGGACUGAGACAGGGGCUCUCUCGUUUGGGCAUUAGCCUUCUAGGUGCAAUUGCUGGGAUUGUGGAUCAGCCGAUGCAGAAUUUUCAGCGAGUGUCUGAGGCCCAAGCUUCAGCCGGGCACAAAGCCAGAGGGGUCAUCUCGGGUGUGGGGAAAGGAAUCAUGGGCGUCUUCACAAAGCCCAUCGGAGGGGCAGCUGAACUCGUCUCCCAGACAGGUUAUGGUAUUUUGCAUGGAGCUGGACUUUCUCAGCUUCCCAAGCAGCGCUCUCAUCCAAAUGAUCAACACGUUGAGCAGGCUCCAAAUAGCCACGUCAAAUAUGUCUGGAAAAUGCUGCAAUCUCUAGGAAGGCCAGAGGUCCAUAUGGCCUUAGACGUCAUGAUUGUGAGUGGAUCAGGCCAGCAGCAUGAAGGUUGCUUGCUGCUCACCUCAGAGGUCCUCUUUGUGGUCAGCAUCAGUGAAGACACACAGCAGCAGGCAUUCCCAGUGACUGAAAUCGACUGUCUGGAAGAUGAUCAGCAAAAAGACCUGCUGAAGGUGCAGCUAAAACAACAGAGAGUGCCUUCUGAUUUGGAGGCAGAUGGAGCUAGAGAGAGACUAUCAGAACAACAGUACAACCGCCUUGUGGAGUAUAUCACAAAGACAUCUUACCACCUCGCUACCAGCACCGCGACACCACCAGCAUUGCAAACUGUGGCUACCGAACACCUUCCAACUAUAAUGAAAACAUAUCAAUACAUAGUUGAUCCAAAUUUUGCCCAAGUAUUCAUUAGCAAAUUCACCAUGGUAAAAAAUAAAGCCUUGAGGAAAGGAUUUCAUUAGUAAUUAUUUGUGGUGACUAUAGUAAUACCUUAUCAUUUUGAAAGUAGUGCUUUCUCUGCAGUAACCUACAUCAAGGAG